GCUGGACCAGACGCGUCGCCCGCUGGUGACUCAGACAUUGCGCCGGAAGUACGAGCCGCGGGCUCCAAAGACCUGUCAUGGCGGCCGCUGUAGCGCGUUGGAACCACGUGUGGGUUGGCACUGAAACAGGGAUCCUGAAAGGGGUGAACCUUCAGCGCAAACAGGCGGCGAACUUCACCCGCACAGGACAGCCUCGGCGCGAGGAGGCGGUGAGCGCCCUGUGCUGGGGCUCGAACGGCGAGACGCAGAUAUUGGUGGGCUGCGCGGACCGGACGGUGAGGCACUUCAGCACAGAGGAGGGCAGAUUCCAUGGCCAGAGGCACUGUCCUGGCGGCGAGGGCACCUUUCGAGGCCUCGCCCAGGCCGACGGCAACCUGAUCACGUGUGUGGAUUCUGGGAUUCUCCGAGUCUGGCGUGACGAUGACAAGGAGCCAUCCUCUGACCCACUUCUGGAGCUGAGGGUGGGCCCCGGAGUGUGUAAGAUGCGCCAGGACCCAGCACACCCCCACACGGUUGCCACUGGCGGAAAGGAGAAUGCUCUGAAGGUGUGGGAUCUGCAGGGGUCUGAGGAGCCUGUGUUCAGAGCCAAGAAUGUGCGGAAUGACUGGCUCGACCUGCGGGUUCCCAUUUGGGAGCAGGACAUACACUUCCUCCCUGAGUCCCAGAAGCUUGUUACCUGCACAGGGUACCACCAGGUCCGUGUCUACGAUCCAGCCUCCCCCCAGCGCCGGCCAGUCCUGGAGGCCACUUAUGGAGAAUACCCACUGACAGCCAUGACCCUCACUCCUGGGAGCACGUCAGUGAUUGUGGGGAACACGCAUGGGCAGCUGGCAGAAAUUGACCUCCGGCAAGGGCGCCUCCUGGGCUGUCUGAAGGGGCUGGCAGGCAGUGUCCGGGCAUUGCAGUGCCACCCUUCAAAGCCCCUAUUAGCCUCCUGUGGCCUGGACAGGGUCUUGAGGGUACACAGGAUCCGGAACCCACGGGGCCUGGAGCAUAAGGUUUAUCUCAAGUCUCGGCUGAACUGCCUCCUUCUGUCAGGCAGGGAUAACUGGGAGGAUGAGCCUGAAGAGCUUCAAGAGCCCAACAAGGUGUCCGCAGAAGACACAGAGACGGAUGAACUUUGGGCUUCCUUGGAGGCAGCUGCCAAGCGGAAGCUUCCUGACUUGGAGCAGGGCCCAGGUGCCCUCCAAACCAGGCACAGAAAGAAGAAGCGGCCUGGGUCCACCAGCCCCUAAAGACCCUGUACCCACAUUGUAAAUAAACAUCCCAGCACCCA
Molecule: messenger RNA, 1276 nt
Organism: Orycteropus afer afer
Lineage: Eukaryota; Metazoa; Chordata; Mammalia; Tubulidentata; Orycteropodidae
Gene: WDR74
Product: WD repeat domain 74
Biological process (GO): ribosomal large subunit biogenesis
Cellular component (GO): preribosome, large subunit precursor; nucleolus
Molecular function (GO): protein binding
Source: RefSeq, a predicted model, not a curated record